CGAUACACACACUAUUUGCAAAAUAAUAAUUCCUCGCUUCUUCUAUUAUUCACUCGCUCACUCGCUCGCUCGCUACAACAGAUUGCCUUCACAAGUCAAGUACGAAAAUAUUUCAGAUUUCUAACCAUUCUCAACUGAAAAAAUAAGAAUUCAAAAUUCUAACCUCCGGGCACAGCAGAGAGGAGAACGUGCUUGUUCAAGGGAAAUUAGUGCAAAUUUUUGCAAAUUUGUCCUCGCGUGUGCAAAUAAAAUUACGGGUCGGCUGGGAGCACAUCAGAUCAGGUCACUCUCCUAGAAGUUAGUGAUUCCAUUGUGUUAUUUCUCGUUCAGGACAAAAGUGCUCUGCGGAUGAAGGUUGAAUUUUGACUCGUGGUCGUGCAUCGCGCAUCGCUUUUUUGUUUGUUGUUAUUGUCUCCACAGCUUUGUCAAAACUUGUCAUCGUCGUCAUUCCAGUACAUGUCUGGGAAUAUUUAUUCAAGAAGAUUGAUGGUGAACUGUAUUUAGUGUGGUUAUUCAAGUGAUUCUCUGUGACCUGAACUGUUCGCGUACCGUCGGGUAUAACGUAAAAAAUAAAUCCAACAAGUUCUUCACGCAUCUCUCUCCGGGAUCUUGGACAAUUUUAAUUUUUCCAGCUUUAUUACUUCAAUUGUGUUCGAGUUCCGUUACCCGAAUUCUUUUGCUUUAAUUUCCUUCGGAUCAAGUUCUGAGGAUUACACGCUGUCGUUUUCUUUGGGAGGAGUUUUAGUGCUAACAAAUCGUCGCUGAUAUAUUUAUCUCUGUGUCAUCAUUGCCUCAGAGAUAAAACUUGAACUUGAAAACGUUCUUCGAGCUGACACUGAAAUGCCAACAAAAAGUAACAAUAUGUCACCAAUGCCAAUGCAGUCGAAGAUUGGAGAUGCGUCGUUAAAGUUUGGUCCGGACUGGCUGAGAGCUCUGUCUUCUUCGGAGAACACUGGGGGUCCAAGCAGCACUUCUCCAGGUGGAGACGGUGUGGGUGGUCCACCUCCUCGCGGAUUCGGAUUUUCCGGUUGGGGUCCAGGACCCGAAGGUCGUUCCGGCUUUCAUUCCAAUUCCAACAAGGAUCAUCAACAUCACAACUACUCGGCCGCGGCGGCAGCAUUUUCCUCUCCCCCGUCCUCGUCCUUCCAUCCCGUGUCCUACCAUCAGUCUCCACGAGGAGGGGGAGAGGCAAACAAGGGGACGGGCAUACCUUCAAAUCCGAACCGAUUCAAACAAUCAGAACAUCGAUACAGCCGGGAGGAAAUGCUGGCUCUCUACGACAAGAACUUGGAAUCUCCCGAGUUCUUGCUGACCUUUGGGACGCUGUACAUUGAAAAGAUGCAACCACCUCUGGCAUUCUCGCAACCAUCGGAAGAAGAAAUUAGAAUAUGGCAUAUUCCUCAACCUGAAUCAUCUAGACAAGGCCCUGGUGGUGCAGCUCCGAUCGGACGAGGUUACGCUACUCGCGGACGGGGUGGUGGAAUCGAUCGUGGACGUGGUCGUGGUCGCGGAAGUUAUUCGACCUAUGGUCCGAGAACACAUGAAGAGGAAGACCCUCGUAGUUCUUUUUCCAGACCAAGAAACUUUGAAAGAUCUCAAAGUAAUCAUGAGAGAACUGCUUGGGGAGAUCGUAAUGGGGUUGUGGGAAGUGUGGGUGGACCACCCGGUGUCGCGGGGCCGGAGGAGAGUAACCGUGGGGGUGGAAGUUGGAGGAGUCGAGAAAGCUUUGGUGGACGACGGGUGUCGGAAGAGGGGACGAAUGACGAUGGUUGGCGUAAACCAAGAUGGCGUAGGGGAGACGAGGCGGAGGACGAAUAUAGGUCGGGUAGUAACUCUAGAAGGCUUCAUCGCAGCUGGAGUGAAGAAGAGAAUCACGACAACAUACCUGAAUGGGCGCGAGACAAUCCUUCGGAGGAAAGCGGCACGUUCGACUCAAGCGGCGCAUUUCACGGAGAGGAUCGCAGUAGUAAAAGUAGUAGAGAGACAGACAAUAGAAAAGGAGGAGAAAACAGUGGCGAUAGCAAUAGUGGUAAUAGUUUGUUGAAAUCCAGAGGUGAAUCUGAGCACUUAGGAUCUCAUUCUGACAGAGUACAAAAGAGGGUGCAAGAUAGAACCGAAUCUGUCAAACCUGUGAUCCCUGCCUCGGUGAAAGAAGAAGCAGAAAACAACGCCGGAGACGACCAUGACGAAUACUCGUCGUCCUUAUCCAAUAACAGAACGAGUCGAGACCGUGACCCUUUCCUGACCCUGUCCAACUCCUCCCAUCAACAGCAGCAGCAGCAACAACAACAACAAUAUCACCAUCAGGGAUCCAAGAAUAGUAUUAUAAACAUUCAGAAGCAGUUACUAGAGUCGGAAUCCCAUGAUCGUAGCGGACACCUUAUUGGCCUAUCGUCGUCCGAAUCACAUCACAUUCAACGUGUUCAAACGGUGCAGCACCAAAUGACGGCGUCCUCCCACGACUCCAGAUCACAAUUACUGCAUGCUCAGUCUCUGGUUGAACGGGCCGCAUCUGGUCAUGGUCUUCACGGAGGCGAACUCAGAGCUUCCUCCAACACCAACGAGUCGAAUAUGCCCUCUCUCAACAAUGAAGACGAUCACUAUAGAAGCAUGACUGAAGAAGCAAUGAACCUGGUUUCGAAACUGAUUGAAGAAGACACUCUCGCAUCCCGGCGACUUCGCGGACCGAGUGGCAACAACGCCAUGUCGCAACAACAGCAACAACUACUUGCCAGUCUGUCAGUAGCGGAAACUCUGUCAUCCAGCGGUGGAAACAAGCAGCAACAGCAGCAGUCGUCCCAUAAUGAUCUGUCCCGAUCUGGUCCUGGAGGGGGAGGACAUCACCCUUCACAGAAUAUUCCAUCACAAAAUACAACAACCAAUGUGACUGUCCAUCAACCAGCCAGCUCCCCCUCAGGAUCGAUGGAAGUUUGGUUUUAUCGUGAUCCUCAAGGCAGUGUUCAAGGGCCGUUUAGCACACAUGAGAUGGGUUUGUGGUGUUCUCAAGGCUACUUCUCAGGCUCACUCCAACUUCGAAGAGAAUGUGAUAAGAUUUUUAUCACGUUGUUGGAAAUGGGCAAAGUAUAUGGAAGAAAUCCAUUCGCUGUUGCCGAUUCUUCCCCGCCACCACCCCCAAUUCAGGACCCCAAUGCAUCCAGUGCCUUAGACCACAGUAGUCAAAUUCAAGCUCAACUUCACCAACAAAGGCAACAGGCCCUUUUGCAACAGCAAAACCUGAUGAGGGAACAGCAACAGUAUAUGAUGAACCUCAACCACGGUGGGGGUGGUGCCAUUCGUAAGGAGCAACAGGAUCCUAGCUGGCAUCAACCACAGAGCUCAAGUAUUCCUCCAGUUGUUGCCCCGCAGCAAACUCGGUCAGCCUCCAACUCGUCCCUUUCCUCUGAACAAAUUCAAGCCCAAUUACUAAUGAGCAUGGCUAAAUCUCAAGGGUUGGAUAGAGAUCAAAGUGCAAUGGAUCAAUUGCAUGCAUUAUAUCAGCGGCAGCUCAAGACCGCUGGCAAUGAAACGUUACAAAGUCAAAACAAAAAUAAUUUUUCAGACUUGAUGGGAAAUUCACAAAGCACCCCUACUAUGGAUGUCGCCUCUAAUAAAUCGUCCUCAGCUGUGGUCAAUGAUCCUAUUCAGUCUUUAGUUCAACAGUUAACAUCUAUGGCAAAUACUCAGCACAAGAUUAUCUCCACACCCAGUAAGCCUCCUGAUGUGAUAAGCCCAUGGGGACAGACUGGCAAUUCUUCAGUUCAGCAACAACAACAGACGCCUCAAGUCCAAAACCAAUGGGGUGCCGCUCAGCCAACCCAGACCCCGUGGGAGUAUAGGGAACAAAUGGCGAAAUUGCAAGAGGAAGAAUUGCGUCGGCGAAAAGAAGAGGAGGAAGCGGAGCGUAAAAGACUGGAGGAGGAGGAACGUAAACAUUUAGAAGAUAAGCAAAGGAUAGAACAUGAACGUAAACGCCUGGAAGAACAGCAACGAAUGGAGGAAGAGAAACAACGGAAAAUUCGCGAGGAACAGUAUUUACUCCAGAAGCAGCAACAAGAAAUACUGCGGAAACAACAAGAGGAAGCUGAAUUUCAACGUCUUAAAGACCUCCAAAGACAACAGUUGGAACAGCAACGCCAGCUUAGAGAUGAGCAAACUAGAUUAGCCGAAGAACAGCAAAAGCUUGAGGAACAAAGACUGGAGAAGGAGCGUAAGGAACAGGUCGCAGCUGAACGUGAAGUUAAGCUUCGUCAAGAACGAGAACGUGAAUUGAAGCUCCAACAACAAGCCCAAUUCUCGUGGAAUACUGCUACCGUCCAACCUACUCAAAAUAUGGCAGGUGGUGUUGCUGGAAGUGGUGGAUCCAAAAGUCUGUUAGAGAUCCAACAAGAAGAAGCAAUAAAGCAAGAAAAAGAACAAGCGAGCCAGAAGAAAAAGGCACAACAAGAACAGCUCCGACAACAACAAGCUCAACAGCAGAAAGCCAUCAAUUUAAAAUGGGUCGCCAACGCUGGUGCGGCUCCAACGAAACAGGCUCCAAUCAAAUCUUUGACUGAAAUCCAGGCAGAAGAACAAGCAAAGCUGCAAAAGCAACAAGACCAAGAGCGUGAGAAGCGGGCCAUAAUUAAUCAACAGCAGCAAAAACAAGCUGUGUGGAGUGCUCAGCUAACUUGGGCUGAUCGAGCCCUGGCAGGUACUGGGGGUGGAAGUAGUAGUAGCAGUGGGACUAGUGCCAAGAAAGUGAACGGUGGAGUAUGGGAUGACUCUAUGGCCUCGAUGGCGUCGAAACUGAAAGGAAGCAAUAAUCCUCUCCCCUCUUCUGUCCCUUCUUCUUCUUCAAGCAAUAACAACAAUCGUGGACCAGCCGGCGGAAAAAAGACCAAAGAAAUUUCGGAUGAUUCCUUCAUGAAGUUAUUUUCUGUUCAACAAGACGGCGCCGCUACGAAUCAGAAAGGUGGAAGCAACCGACCAAAGAUGACACAACAGGCCGCUGAUGAGUUUACUCGCUGGUGCUCAGAUAGAAUUCAGGCCAUUGCUUCCGGUUCCGUGGACAUCCCCACAUUCGUGUCCUUCCUCAAAGAGGUUGAAUCUCCCUACGAGGUGGGAGACUAUGUUCGGUCGUAUCUUGGCGAUGGGAAGGAAGCCAAGGAGUUUUCGAGAGAAUUCUUGGAACGGAGAUCCCGUUGGAAGAAUGCACGCAAGGGGGACGGAUUAACUUCCUCAAUGGAGGAUAAUUUGUGCCGGCCUGCUUCCGCCAUCAACCCCAAUUCGAACGAGUUUCAAGAAGUCAAGGCAAAAGGAAAGAAAACCAAAAAGAAUAAGAUGCAGAAGGUCGACUCACGAAUUUUGGGCUUUUCUACUUCUACUGUGACUGAUCGCCUCAGUCGGGAGUACUGCGAUUCUACCGACUAAUUGAACAAGACCAAAAUCUACCUUAAAUCCCUCACCACACACACACGGCCAAUAUGAACAAUACGUAUAUCAUCUUUACAGAAGAACAGGAUAAGAAUCAUGUCUGUAUGCACAACUCCACCGUCAAAAUCGAUACAAAUGGAUUUUGUAAAUCUCCAAGAAAAUGUAAAAAGGUCGCAAUUGUUGAGGCGACCCAAAUUAUAAGCGUUAAAGGCCGUCUACAUAUAUAUUAAUAAAAGGAACUGUUUGUUAUGCGAGAUUAUAAA
Molecule: messenger RNA, 5675 nt
Organism: Folsomia candida
Lineage: Eukaryota; Metazoa; Arthropoda; Collembola; Entomobryomorpha; Isotomidae
Product: GRB10-interacting GYF protein 2
Exons: 20
Coding region: 841-5409 (1522 amino acids)
Molecular function (GO): protein binding
Source: RefSeq, a predicted model, not a curated record